CCGGUGUUUGUUUCCUUUCCUUUCAUGAUUACCCGCCAAGAGGCCGUUAAGCAAAACCGCCACAUACAGAGUGACCGAGACUCAGAGAAUUGAAAGCAAAGCGGCAGUAAUGGCGUUUCCGAGAGCCAGACUUGUCACUCUCCCACUUCUUCCUUCACUCUUCUCAACCACUCUCAAACCCUUCCUUCCCAUUUCUCCCUUACUCCCUCCUCCUCCCGUCCGUUCACUCGCCGCCUUUGCCUCCCUUUCUGCUUCCGAAACCCAAGACUCACCGGCUCCGCGGGUCCCGCAUCCUCGAAAGACCGCCGAACGGUGGAAGCCCAUGUGUUUGUAUUACACGCAACGGAAGUGCACUAUGAUGGAGGAUCCUAUGCACAUGGAGAAGUUCAAUCAUAACUGCUCUAGAGAUCUUGAAGUGACGAAUUCGAUGUCAAACGGCAUCCGCUUUCAGAACCUAGAUUUUUUUCUUGUACUUGAUUUGGAGGGAAAAGUUGAAAUUCUUGAGUUUCCAGUUCUGAUGAUUGAUGCAAAAACCAUGAAUGUCGUGGAUUUUUUCCACAGAUUCGUGAGGCCAACGGAGAUGAGCGAGACAAGAAUAAAUGAAUAUAUUGAAGGAAAGUAUGGCAAAUUUGGAGUCGAUCGUGUUUGGCAUGAUACAGCUAUACCAUUUAAGGAUGUUCUUCAACAAUUUGAAGCAUGGUUAAUUCAGCAUCAGUUGUGGGGAGAGGAGUUGGGUGGGUGUCUUAAUCGAGCAGCAUUCGUCACUUGUGGAAACUGGGAUUUGAAAACAAAAGUUCCUCAGCAAUGCAAAGUGUCAAGGAUGAAGCUUCCCUCAUAUUUUAUGGAAUGGAUCAAUAUCAAAGAUGUCUAUCUAAAUUUUUACAAGAGAAGGGCCACAGGAAUGAUGACGAUGAUGAAGGAACUUCAGAUACCAUUGUUGGGAAGUCACCAUCUUGGGUUUGAUGACUCAAAGAACAUAGCAAGGGUAUUACAACACAUGCUCGCUGAUGGUGCGGUUAUACAGAUUAGCGCAAGGAGGAAUCCCGAUUCUCCUGAGAAUGUCGAAUUUCUGUUCAAGAACAGAAUUAGGUAGCUGAUUCUAGUUGGAUUUCUUAAAAAAUUAACUUAGUUGUACAAUGAAGGAACCAAAGGUUUCCAGUUCUUCACUUCAAAAUCCUGAUUUCUUACCACUACUGAUCUGAAGUGAUUCUGUUGCUCCACUUCUACCACCAAAGUUUUUUGUUUUUGUUUUGUUUAUGCAAAUUCAUAUUGGGGGAUGGAGAAUUGAAUUGACGUGUCUUAAGUUUUUCUUCGA
This is a messenger RNA of Malus domestica (apple), 1315 nucleotides long. RefSeq lists its product as uncharacterized. Gene Ontology annotation, biological process: exonucleolytic trimming to generate mature 3'-end of 5.8S rRNA from tricistronic rRNA transcript (SSU-rRNA, 5.8S rRNA, LSU-rRNA). Lineage: Eukaryota; Viridiplantae; Streptophyta; Magnoliopsida; Rosales; Rosaceae. The record is from RefSeq and is a predicted model, not a curated record. Gene Ontology annotation, molecular function: 3'-5'-RNA exonuclease activity; nucleic acid binding.